This is a messenger RNA of Myotis brandtii (Brandt's bat), 4447 nucleotides long. It is a transcript of the gene KCNB2, whose product is annotated as potassium channel, voltage gated Shab related subfamily B, member 2. The record is from RefSeq and is a predicted model, not a curated record. Gene Ontology annotation, molecular function: protein binding; delayed rectifier potassium channel activity. The coding region runs from base 508 to 3243 and encodes 911 amino acids. The transcript has 3 exons. Gene Ontology annotation, biological process: potassium ion transmembrane transport; protein homooligomerization. NCBI's taxonomy places the organism in Eukaryota, Metazoa, Chordata, Mammalia, Chiroptera, Vespertilionidae. Gene Ontology annotation, cellular component: membrane; voltage-gated potassium channel complex.
GGCUCGACGAGCUCAGCGCCGCUCGAUUUUUCCCGUGCGAUCCCAGCUCUCCUGCCGGGCGGCGGCGGCUGCAGGGGGAUGGGGACCCGCGUGGGGAAGUGGGUGAAGAUCGAUGAAGAUUAUUCUUCUUUUUAAGGAUUCCUUAGCUUCCUCCCGCCGUCUCUCCUUAGAGCCUUCCUAGUGGAGACCGUGAACCAGAGUCAGGGAUGUAAGGAGAGGAGGGAAGACGCCACGCCGGGAGCUCCAGCCAGCCAGCCGGGGAGACCCUCCUCUCGGUGGAGGGGAGGGGGAUUUCCAGCGACACAUCAUUGGCGAAGGGGAUCGUCGCCGGGAGAGGAGCCCCCGAGGGAACGGGGAAUCCCACAGCCCUUUGUGGUGCCGGCUGAACAGGUCUCCGGGAGCUGGUGUGGCCGUGGAAAUGCCUGCCUCAGAGGGAUGUCACUUUAGCUGACCUUCCACGGCUCAUUGUAUUGAAGACUCUGUCUCCACGGCUCUGUUCAGUUCAAAAUGGCAGAAAAGGCUCCCCCGGGGUUAAACAGGAAGACUUCAAGGUCAACACUCUCUCUUCCACCAGAACCUGUGGACAUUGUCCGGAGCAAAACGUGUUCACGGAGAGUCAAAAUCAAUGUGGGGGGCCUGAACCACGAGGUCCUGUGGAGAACGUUGGACCGACUGCCCAGGACACGCCUGGGGAAGCUGCGAGACUGCAACACGCAUGAGAGCCUCCUGGAGGUGUGCGAUGACUACAACCUGAACGAAAAUGAGUACUUCUUUGAUCGGCAUCCAGGCGCCUUCACUUCCAUUUUGAAUUUCUACCGGACAGGGAAACUCCAUAUGAUGGAAGAAAUGUGUGCUCUCUCCUUCGGCCAGGAGCUAGAUUACUGGGGCAUUGAUGAGAUCUACCUGGAGUCCUGUUGCCAAGCCAGGUAUCACCAAAAGAAAGAGCAAAUGAAUGAAGAACUGAGGCGUGAGGCAGAGACCAUGCGAGAGCGGGAGGGAGAAGAAUUCGAUAACACCUGCUGCCCCGAGAAAAGGAAGAAGCUGUGGGACUUGCUGGAGAAACCCAACUCCUCGGUGGCUGCAAAGAUCUUGGCCAUUGUGUCCAUCCUGUUCAUCGUACUCUCCACCAUUGCUCUGUCUCUCAACACCCUCCCGGAGCUUCAGGAGACGGAUGAAUUCGGACAGGCCAGCGACAACCCCCAGUUGGCACACGUGGAGGCGGUGUGCAUUGCUUGGUUUACCAUGGAGUACCUCUUACGCUUCCUUUCCUCGCCAAACAAGUGGAAGUUCUUUAAAGGCCCACUCAACGUCAUUGACUUGCUGGCCAUCUUGCCCUAUUAUGUCACCAUCUUCCUCACGGAGUCCAACAAGAGCGUGCUGCAGUUCCAGAACGUGCGGCGCGUGGUCCAGAUCUUCCGCAUCAUGCGGAUCCUCAGGAUCCUGAAGCUCGCCAGGCACUCCACAGGCCUGCAGUCUCUGGGUUUCACCCUCAGACGGAGUUACAAUGAGUUGGGCUUGUUGAUAUUGUUUCUGGCCAUGGGGAUCAUGAUCUUCUCCAGCCUGGUGUUUUUUGCGGAGAAGGAUGAAGACGCCACCAAGUUCACCAGUAUCCCGGCAUCCUUCUGGUGGGCCACCAUCACCAUGACCACUGUAGGCUACGGUGACAUCUACCCAAAAACAUUGCUGGGGAAGAUCGUGGGCGGCCUCUGCUGCAUUGCCGGGGUUCUGGUGAUCGCCCUCCCCAUCCCAAUCAUUGUGAACAAUUUUUCUGAGUUUUACAAGGAGCAAAAACGCCAGGAGAAGGCCGUGAAAAGGAGAGAGGCUCUCGAGCGGGCCAAAAGGAAUGGAAGCAUCGUCUCUAUGAACUUAAAAGAUGCCUUCGCUCGAAGUAUGGAGCUGAUCGACGUGGCUGUGGAGAAGACAGGAGAGCCGGCCAAGACGAAGGACCCCACCGACGACAAUCACCUGUCUCCCAGCCGGUGGAAGUGGGCCAGGAAAGCUCUGUCAGAAACCAGCUCCAACAAGUCUUACGAGAACAAGUACCAGGAGGUUAGCCAAAAAGACUCCCACGAGCAGCUGAACAACACGUCCGCCUCCAGCCCACAGCAUCUGAGUGCGCAGAAGCUGGAGAUGCUGUACAACGAGAUCACCAAGACACAGCCUCACUGUCACCCCAACGCCGACGGCCAGGAGCAGCCCGAGCGGCCCUCAGCCUACGAAGAGGAGAUCGAGAUGGAGGAGGUGGUGUGCCCGCAGGAGCAGCUGGCCGUGGCGCAGACCGAGGUCAUCAUGGACAUGAAGAGUACCUCCAGCAUCGACAGCUUCACCAGCUGCGCCACCGACUUCACCGAGACCGACAGGUCGCCCCUGCCACCGCCCUCCGCUUCUCACCUGCAGAUGAAGUUCCCGCACGACUUCCCGGGCACCGAGGAGCCCCAAAGAGCCAGGGGCCCCCCUUUCCUAACACUCGCCAGAGAGAAAGGCCCUGCGGCCCGGGAUGCCUCCCUAGAAUAUGUCCCCGUCAAUAUAACUGGGCACCUCGAUGCCAGCGGUUCCCAAAGCGGGCUCCAUGGCCCCGGGCCAUCUGACAGUGCCCCCGAGAGCCCUAGGAGCUUGCUGAGGGGCAGCCACCCCCUGAAAUCCAGGUCCUUCAAGGUGAAUUUCAAGGAAAACAGAGGCAGUGCCCCGCAGACCCCACCCAGCACAGCCAGGCCUCUGCCGGUCACGGUGGCUGACUUUCCCAUCACCACCCCGCAGCUCAUCAGCACCAUCCUCUUAGAAGAAACCCCCCCACAGGGAGACAGGCCCCUGCUGGGGACUGAGGUUUCCGCACAUUGUCAGGGACCCGCCCGAGGGCCGAGCCCCCGGGUUCCCAAGCAGAAACUCUUUCCUUUCCCAUCGAGAGAGAGGAGGAGCUUCACAGAGGUGGACACUGGGGAAGACGAUGACUUCCUAGAGCUGCAAGGGCCCCGGCAGGACGCGCAGGCCGGCUCCAGCCCUAACUGCUUUGCCGAUAAGCCGAGCGAUGGGAGAGACCCUUUAAGGGAAGAGGCCUGUGCGGGCUCUUCCUCCCCCCAGGACACAAGUCACAACUGUAGGCAAGACAUUUACCAUGCUGUGGCCGACGUUAAAAAGGACAAUAGUCAAGAAGGGUGCAAAAUGGAAAACCACUUGUUCGCCCCAGAAACACAUUCCAACCCAGGAGACACAGGUUACUGUCCCACACGUGAAACCAGCAUGUGACUAGUUACAAAAGCAAUAAAAAAGAAAAAACACUUGUUUCUUAAAAUUACGGUUAAAAAUGCCUGUGAACUAACACAUGGGACGCUCGCCUCCUCCCCCCAAAAAGUGCAUAAAAAUGUUAUUUUUGCAUGGCAUGAGCAGUUUAGUUUAAGUACUGUUUAACUAAAGAGUCAAGACUGCUUUUUGUAACAAACAAACAAAAAUGACUGAGGAUCGGUGACCAAAUAAAGAGAGCUCUGCUAGGAACCAGUGUUCUGCAAUGUCUGACAUUUUUGAUCCUUUCAUUUCAAAUUGUAGACGGAUUCUCAACUUGCAGCUUUUCUGUUACAAUGAAUUUUAGAAUUUGCACAUGAAAGGAUGAAAUGUCAUUGCAUGUGUUCGUAAGGACGAGGAGCAAGGUGUGCUCUGAGCUUGCAAAAUGCCUAACUUUGUGAAUAGUGGGGCCCGGGAUGCAAAAGUGUCCAGAACCUCUGGGAACAAGUGUCUGAGGCACAGGUCCUUCCUUCGCAGCUACUGAAGGGUGCAGACUUCUUGUUGCAACAUUGCAACCUCUUCUUAAACCAUCUCCCAUAUCUCGCUUUGGGUUACAAAACUCUUCUAAGUACAUCUGUUUAGAGGAAUACAGUAUUUUUAUUUCCUUGUGAUAUCAUGCCUAGGGUGCAUUUUUUCCUUUUAUUUUUUUGCCCCUGCUUCAUUAUGGCAUUUGUGGAUUUCUUUAUCUAUUAUGAACAUAGGCAAGAUUUAAUGACCAGAUAUCAAAACACUUGGAAUUUAAGCUUGAAAUGUUGCCCUCAAUUAUAUGUCGUGCCACAGCAAAAUUACAUAAAUGCAUUUUUUAAACACCUGAAUAUAAGGAAAAGGUUAUAUCAUACAGCUAAACAUUUUUUUAAUGGCACUCCACAUUUGGAAAUCAGUUUUGGGUGUGUUGUUGUUGGUUUUUGUUUUUUUAAUUGUAUGUUGGCCCUCUUGAGAUGCCUGUAUUUUCUACUUGUACUCAAUAUAAUCCUUCCUAUCUAAAGAUCUAAAGAUAGAAUGCAGAUAUGCCAAAUGGGAAUUACAAAAGGUGACUUUUAACAAACAACAGAGCUAUUUAAGUGGGACUGCCAUCCCCCCUCAUAGAGUUGGAUUCAAAAAAGAGUUACCAAAGCCUUAGCCAGUUUACUCAGUGGAUAGAGCGUUGGCCUGCAGACUGAAGGGUCCCGGG